Molecule: messenger RNA, 906 nt
Organism: Aspergillus nidulans FGSC A4
Lineage: Eukaryota; Fungi; Ascomycota; Eurotiomycetes; Eurotiales; Aspergillaceae
Product: glycosyltransferase family protein
Exons: 2
Coding region: 1-906 (301 amino acids)
Biological process (GO): dolichol-linked oligosaccharide biosynthetic process
Cellular component (GO): nuclear membrane; endoplasmic reticulum membrane
Source: RefSeq, a predicted model, not a curated record
AUGUCUAUUUGUCUGUUAUCUCUCAUCGUCUCUACCCUGGCUGUCGGUUGUACUGCCUUGGGCUACGGUCUUAUGGCUUUGUUACAGCUGUCGCUCCCCAGGGUAGCCGUCCUGGCCCCCCUCUUCAUCGCAAGCGUCAUAUCACUGGUCCUGCUCCUCGGUGUUUAUACAAUCUUCCAGAACACUCCGGUGCCCAAAUGGCGUCCCAAGAGCACCCCGGUCCAUCUUCUGGUCGUCCUCGGCAGUGGCGGCCACACGGCAGAGAUGCUUUCUUUGCUACGGCGCGUGGACAUUAUUACAAACAAAUGCAUUUAUCGGACCUAUGUUGUCAGCUCCGGUGAUAACUUCAGCGCUACCAAGGCGCUCGAGUUCGAAUCCAGUCUCGGGGGACAGCCAGAGUCCUACGCAAUCAUAACAGUGCCUCGUGCCCGCCGCGUCCAUCAAUCCUACUUAACGGCUCCCUUCACCACUAUUUUGUCUUUCUGGUCCUGUAUUCUAGUUCUAUGUGGGCGCCAUCCGGACCAGCAGCGACACAAACGACCAGCGCAACUUACCUCGCCUUAUCCGGAUCUCAUCAUCACCAAUGGCCCCGCGACAGCCGUUAGUGUUAUACUAGCUGCUAGAUUCUUGCGUCUUCUUGCUUCUUGCCUGAGCUUCCUAUCUUUAGCCAAGUCCCACCGGCAAUCUAUGACCGGCAAAGGGGCGAGCGAGGCUCUGCUGCCGGGAGAAUACCGACUUCGUACAGUAUUUGUGGAAUCUUGGGCGCGGGUGAAGACAUUGAGCUUGUCGGGAAAGAUUCUUCUGCCUUUCGCUGACCGAUUCUUGGUUCAGUGGCCUGCGCUGGAAGGGAAGCAGGCGUGGUGGGGGAUGAGGAAGACUGAAUACGUUGCCGGUCUUGUGGACUGA